AAGGAUGGGGACAUUAUGUUGGGGGGAAUCUUCUCUUUCCACAGCAGCUGGAAAGGCAGACAGGAUUCCUACAGGCACAAACCACUGCCACUCGAAUGUACCAGUCUGAAUUUCAGAGGGUUCCAGUUUGCCCAGGCUAUGCUUUUUGCCAUUGGGGAAAUUAAUAACAGCACAGAACUACUGCCUGGCAUCUCUCUGGGCUAUAAAAUGUAUGAUGCUUGCGGCUCGAUUGCCAGAAGUGUGAGGGUUGCACUAGCUUUGGCUAAUGGUAAUGAAAUUGUACCUGCACCCUCUGAUGCACCAUGUACCAGACCUGCCCAAGUGCAGGCCAUAAUGGGAGAAACCUCUUCCUCUCCUUGCAUGGCUAUAGCUACUGUUAUUGGGCCAUUUCAUAUCCCAAUGAUCAGCCACUUUGCCACUUGUGCUUGUCUCAGUGACAAAACCAAGUACCCAUCCUUCCUCAGAACUAUACCCAGUGACUACUACCAGAGCAGAGCCUUGGCCCAGUUGGUCAAGCACUUUGGUUGGACUUGGGUUGGAGCUAUUAGAACUAAUGAUGAUUAUGGUAAUAAUGGCAUGGCUACAUUCACAGAAACUGCACAGCAGCUGAGCAUCUGUCUGGAGUACUCUGAAGCUUUCUUUAGAACAGAUCCACCAGACAAAAUCCAAAAGAUAAUUGACACCAUCAAGUCUUCCACCUCCAGGGUGAUUGUUGCUUUUCUCUCUCACAUGGAUAUGGAUGUGCUAAUACAUGAGUUGUCCCACCACAACCUGACUGGGUACCAGUGGGUGGGAAGUGAGGGCUGGAUCCUUGAUUCCCAAAUUGCAAAAAUAGACAGGCAUCACAUUCUGGAUGGUUCCAUAGGCCUGUCCAUCCCCAAAGCUCAUGUCAGCGGUAUGAGAGAGUUCAUACUAAAUGUGAAGCCACUCAAUUCAUCUAGUAAUGAAAUGUUUACAAAGUUCUGGGAGGAAUUAUUUAACUGUAAGUUCAAACAGUCAUCAGCAGAGAAUCAGAGAGAAUGUACUGGAAAUGAAGAUUUGACUGGAGUACAUAACGGCUUCACUGAUAUGUCACUCAUGCCUAUUUUUAACAAUGUCUACAAAGGAGUGUAUGCUGUGGCCCACGCACUUCAUAGUAUUCUAGGCUGUAAUGAAACAUGUAACAACAAGGUGCAGCUAGAUCCUUUUACAUAAUACCUAUAUUCUCAGAUUUUACAACACAUAAAAAGGAUUCAGUUCAAAACAAAGGAUGGAGAUGAGGUUUACUUCAAUGAGGAUGGAGACCCAGCAGCAAAGUAUGAAAUUAUAAACUGGCAGCCAACACAAAAUGACAUUGUGGACUUUGUCACAGUUGGUCUUCAUGAUGCAUCUCUACCAGCUGACAAACAGCUGAAUCUGCACAAUAAGUCUUUAAUUUGGGCAAAGAAUUCAAAACAGGUGCCUGUGUCAGUUUGCAGUGAGAAAUGUGCUCCAGGAACUCGCAAGGUUCUCCAGAAAGGAAAGCCUGUCUGCUGCUAUGACUGUAUAAGAUGUGCAGAGGGAGAAAUAAGCAACAUGACAGAUUCUAUCACCUGUGAUCGAUGCCACCCAGAGUUCUGGUCAAAUGAGAGGAGAGAUGCCUGCGUUAAGAAAGAGGCAGAGUUUCUAUCAUAUGAAGAAAUAAUGGGAGCUCUUCUCACUGCAGCGUCCCUGUUUGGAACAUGCAUGACUGCUGUUGUGGCAUUGAUUUUUUUCAGAUACAGGAAAACUCCUAUUGUCAGGGCCAAUAACUCUGAGCUGAGCUUCCUGCUUCUCUUCUCCUUGACUCUGUGUUUCCUGUGCUCUCUGACCUUCAUCGGCCGGCCCUCUGAGUGGUCCUGCAUGCUGCGACACACAGCAUUCGGCAUCACCUUUGUCCUCUGUAUCUCUUGUGUUCUGGGGAAAACUAUAGUGGUGUUAAUGGCCUUUAAGGCGACACUUCCAGGCAGUAAUGUGAUGAAAUGGUUUGGGCCAACACAGCAGAGACUCAGUGUUCUGGCUUUCACUCUCAUACAGGUUGUUAUAUGUAUCAUGUGGUUAACAAUUUCUCCUCCCUUUCCUUUGAAGAAUUUUAAGGAAUUCAAGGAUAAAAUCAUCUUGGAGUGUGAUCUUGGCUCAGCUGUAGGAUUCUGGGCUGUGUUAGGAUACAUAGGAAUCCUGGCCAUGUUAUGUUUUUUCCUUGCUUUUCUGGCUCGGAAACUGCCUGAUAAUUUUAAUGAAGCCAAAUUUAUCACCUUCAGCAUGCUGAUAUUCUGUGCAGUCUGGAUUACUUUUAUUCCAGCAUAUGUCAGCUCUCCAGGGAAGUUCAGUGUUGCUGUAGAAAUAUUUGCUAUUCUGGCCUCCAGUUUUGGAUUGCUCAUUUGUAUUUUUAUUCCAAAAUGUUAUAUUAUCUUACUGAAACCAGAGAAGAAUACAAAAAAGAAUAUGAUGGGGAAGGUGGAACCAAAAUCUUUCUGA
Molecule: messenger RNA, 2475 nt
Organism: Lates calcarifer (barramundi perch)
Lineage: Eukaryota; Metazoa; Chordata; Actinopteri; Centropomidae
Product: extracellular calcium-sensing receptor-like
Exons: 6
Biological process (GO): G protein-coupled receptor signaling pathway
Cellular component (GO): membrane
Molecular function (GO): G protein-coupled receptor activity
Source: RefSeq, a predicted model, not a curated record